Molecule: messenger RNA, 1104 nt
Organism: Macadamia integrifolia
Lineage: Eukaryota; Viridiplantae; Streptophyta; Magnoliopsida; Proteales; Proteaceae
Product: basic leucine zipper 34-like
Exons: 4
Coding region: 20-943 (307 amino acids)
Biological process (GO): positive regulation of DNA-templated transcription
Cellular component (GO): nucleus
Molecular function (GO): DNA-binding transcription factor activity; DNA binding
Source: RefSeq, a predicted model, not a curated record
UGGUGAUGCCGAUGAGUUGAUGAAGGUGAUAAUGCAACCUCACAAGGAAGCAGAUCAUCCAGUAUCCAAUGAUCCAUUUGCAGUACCAUUAAGAAAGCCUACUAAUGGAAUCACUGGCAUCAAUCUAGGAACUACCAGUUUGAAGACACCAGCUCUAGAGCCAACUCAAGGAAUCAAUGAGAAUGAGAAUUCAUCCCCAUCAUUUGGUGAGAACUACUUUUGCUCUGAUAAUGGACUAGCAGCUAUCUUAGGUCCUUCCAUCAAACUAAAGAUUGAUGAAAAUCUUUACCAACAUAAAUGGAUCCGAAAUAUUGAUCCUAAUAUGGAUCCAAAGAAGUUGAGAAGGACUCUUGGAAAUCGAUUAUCUGCUCAAAAAGCACGGCUUAGACAGUUAGAAUACAUUUCUCAACUCGAAGAACAUAUAAAUAAUCUAAGGGUAUGUAUCUCAUCUCUGAACUUUCAAGUCUCUGAAAAGCAUACCAAACACACUGAGCUGAGUAAUGAAAACGAUGCCAUAAGGGAUAAGAUAGCCAGACUAAGUGAUGAACAUGAAAUCAAAUAUGCUCAAAACAAGUGGCUAGAGCAAGAAAUACAUAGGAUGUGGGCUAACUUCCAGCAGCAGCAGCAGCAACAAGAAGUCCAACAAACCUACCACCUGCAACUACAGCAUCAACAACUACUGCUACCACCAGAGCAGAUUCAGCAGCAGCAGCAGCAGCAACUAGAGAUGGCUGAAUGUGAACUUGGGCAAGGACAAGUGUUCAACAACAACUACCCAAAUCUGGCUGAGUAUGAACUUGGGCAAGAUCAACUGUUCAACAACAACUACCCAAACCUGGCUGAGUUUGAACUUGGGCAAGAUGAACUGUUCAAUCUCAACUACCUAAUGAACCUGGAUGAGAAACUGUUCAACAUACCCAUGGACCAACUCCUGAAUCUAUAAAUUUUACUUCAUGUGAUUAUCAAUCAGUCUUCAUUGCUACAUUUUCCUGGUGCUCUUGUUUGUUUGAUUCAUAUUUAUUAGAAUCCUCUGUGGAGUCCAGUUAUGGGUUUUUAUCAAGUUGUUCUUGUGUGCUUAUUAGUGUCUUUCAUGGUCAAGAAUGA